UCACUUUCAUCCCUUAUUUACCAACCAACCAACUAAUAAUCAUUGUACCAAAUCAUGUAAAACAUUGCAACGCCAAACACGAAUCGCACACUUGACUUGUUAAAUAAGUCGGCGACGGAGGUUCUUUAAUGUUUAAUCCAUGUUCCAGAAUUUAACAGCCAUUAAACGAUUCAACGAUUUAUUUAUUUACCUCCUGCUUCGCGUAUUUUUAGUGGUAUUUUACCAUUUGCGGCAUUGUUUUGGCAGGUAAAACAUAUCAAUCAACUCGGUCGGCUCUUGAAAUUAGGUUGAAUAAUAACCUGUAUAUAAACACAGCAGAGGGGAAUUUUGUCGUGUUGUGUUGUAAAUAACCUAAUUAUGUGUGUAUAAACCUUCCAAAUAGAACUGUGUAUCACAUAUUUUUGAAAUUGUGUCUCAUCAGUUCCUUCCUGCUGCAUUUUUGGCAUUGGAUUUUGGAAUUAAGUAAGUCAUGAAGUGAUACUACGGACGAACAGUGACCGCGGAAGCUGUGGGGACAUUUGGGGACAUUGUCAUUAUACGAUGGUGGAGGGAGGGGUUUGUAUAAGAUAGGCAGAUGAUGGGGACAUCGGACAACUGUGGGGACAUUGUCCUGUCCCCACGAUUCCGCGGCCACUGUAUGUACGUACAAUACUGCUGCUACAUAUUUACAAUGAACGACGGACGGAUACACGAUAAGACUAGGAUUAUUAAAUUUCCUUUGCAGAGAGGUUGCUAAUUUCAGUUAGUAAUAAGUGCUUAAUCGACAUGGCCUUGAGUAAUUAGCGGAAAGGAAAUGACUGCAGUCAAAUAUUGCGUUUUGUAUAUGGCGUCAUCAUUCAUCACGGGAUUCUACUUACAAUACAAUACAAUCCUACCGCAAUGCAUGGCUCACCUGUAUUAUUUUGUAUAUUUGCAUUUAUGGAAUAUAAUUAUUUCGCAAUUUUAUCACAUGACACAUUACUGCCGAGAUGGGACAUGCAUUUGUCAAAUUGGGAAAAAUUAUAGCAUUGUAAUAUUUAUGAAAUGACAAAGACUGGAAUGCAGCGUGUUUUUUGGCGUGCUGUUUAUGGACAUAAAUGACUGUGAUGAUUGUGAUAGAUAUGGAAUGACUAUAAAGGGACAUCCCUGCAAUUCCUUUUAAAUAUUGAAGAGACAAAAAUUGUUUGUUUUUAAAGAUAUGUCAAAUUACUUAAUGUAAAAGAUAAUUGUGUCAAAUAAAAUUUUUACUUAUUUCAUUUCUUAUUGUGGAAAAUCUAUGUCGCAAAAAUCUUAUUUGAAAUGGCGAACUCUGCCCGAAUUAAGGAUUGAUAUUUUCACAUCGUGUUAUCAGAAUCAACAAUUUAGUGUGCUAGUUUAGCCACGUGUGCUAUUUUUACCACGUGUGCUAAUUUUACCACGUGUGCUAAUUUUACCACGUGUGCUAAUUUUACCACGUGUGCUAAUUUUACCACGUGUGCUAAUUUUACCACGUGUGCUAAUUUUACCACGUGUGCUAUUCUAACCUAACCACGUGGUCUACUUUAACCGCGUGUGCAACAAAUCAGAUCCGCAGAUGACGAUUUACUUUACUUGUAUUUCUGUGGUCACUACUGACGAUUUUUCGUCGUACCCUUUCCUAUAAGGGAGCUAGCGUUGCUUAGCUACUAAAAAUCCAGCCAUACCAUAAUUCUGCUUCCGCCGGCCAGAAUUUACCUCAAAAUUUCAUCCCAUCAUGUCAGCCAACCUCUCGAAUAAACCACCACGAAUCAUAUGAUGAACAACAUCAUCACUGAAACUGGACCAUUUCCAGAUUCAAACAACAAUAAAGGCGGCGUGAUGCUUCCUUCCUCUGAUGACGACACCCCGGAAGAAAAAUUGGAAACCAAAAAAUCCUUCAUCAGCAUCGGACCCUCCGGUUCGGGGGAAGGUCCCAACGAAAUUGAACUUGUCAAGUCUCGCCUCAAAAGCAGUGGGGGUGGGAAGCAGGUCGAAUUUGCACCCCCUCCCGUCGCGACCCCGUCUCUCUCGCAGGAAAAGAUUCGCCGGAGUGGGUCCAUGUUUGUCCGAAUUUCGGACACAACUGUGGACCAGGAAAGGAUGGAUGAGUUCGAGAAACUGGAGGCAGAUGAAAAAAUUAGCGGGUUGCCCCCGCCCGACAUUAAAUUCAAGAAGGAUGACCUUGACCUCGGUCACGCAGUGGAGGAGGUCGAAAGAUCAUCACCAAUACCCCCACAAGUUGAAAAACCUCAAUUCAUACCACCACCACCAACUGGACCUGCUCCUUCUCUACCUACUACUACCACGGCUACUCGGAAGACGCGAAAUAACGACGCCCCCAAAAAAGAGGGUCCAACUAAUACGCCUAAAAAUUCUGCUCCGAACCCACCUCGUCCCAAGAGUGCGACUCGUUCAAGACAUUUGUUAACUGUAGAAGUGCUGGGACGGAAAGUUGCUCCAGUGCGGGACAAAUCCCCCUACGCGUGCAAAAUAAUUGAAAUCCCGGACCAGCAACAAGCCAAAUUUAGGACCAACAAGAAAGUCUGGGUGUGUCAAAAGGAUCACAAAUUACUUGAAGAUCAGCUCCAAGGACAUGAAAAGCAGAAAACAGAGGACAACGACAACGGCGCUGGUCAGGUCGAAAUUGUAAAUUGGCUUGUUGCUGAUCCACUCGAAAAUAAGGAUAAUUUGAUGACUGAAUCCAUGCCGUUAGCCGCGUGGCCUAAUUUCCACACAAAUUCGCAGAAAAGUACAGAGACUCAAACAUCUAAUUCUGCUCCUACUUCUGAUCUCGAAUCAACUUCUUCUAAAUCACAUUUGACACUGCCCUUUUCUCAAAUCCUUUCCGUCGACUUGACGCCCACGCCGGGAGGCACGUCAACUUUUGAGGCUAAUUCAAUCGUCCAAGUUGCUGAUUAUGCUCUCCUCGCCGAAAUGGCGGACAAGGUUGAGGCCGGAAUUUUUAGGGCGAGUGAGACCUGCAGCGUGUUGAUCAAUAUGGUGUUCAAGGAUUCGCUGGGAAAUCCAGCGUCUCUCGAGCGUGUCAUGGAAUCGCAGGAUUUUAAUGAUUUUCUCAAAUCGCCGAAUGAGAUUACCGCCUUGGAGAGAGGGGCCGUCGUGCUGGGGGCGUGUGGUCGGGUUAUCAAGGAAUAUUUGGAGGCGGUUAAGGCUUCUUCUGCAAGAAACGGAGAGGCGGAAUCGAACACUAAUUUUGCGAGGAGAAGUAGCGAAAUUGUUAGUGUGACGGGGGCCAAGAAAAAAAAUGUUACGUUGGCAGCUCUGCAGAAAAAGUACACCUCUUCCGACGCUACAAUCUGGUCCUUUGUGCCACCCCUGUCCCCCGACAAGUUUCAACUCGCCCUCUUCUUAAACCCCGAGACGGGCGAAGUCAUGCAAACGGUGACUUGUCAAGAGCACAUUUUCCGCACGAGGUACACCACGUCUCCGUUGGAAUCGCAAAUUCGCAACUUGAUCUCCUCCAGUCGGGAACAAGUUGGCCUUCCAGCCUUCGUAAAACCUGAAUACCUUCUCGACACCAUUGUCCGCUGUUCAUCCUGUGCAGUGGCUCGCCUCACAAAGGCCAACACGCUGCUGGCCCAGUGCAACGCAAAACUGACCGAGUAUUUGCAAGCCAUAGCGAAACCAAAGUUUGCCGUGAGCAUGGCGAAACUCGGCAAAUUGGAUGGAAUCCGGAGAAACAUACAGCAGCUCAAUAUCACUGCGGGAAUCGUGUACCAAAUGUCGAUGGAGAUGAGCAAUGCGUGCAAAAGUGUGCAAAAUGGGGUAUGGAAUUCCAUGUAUGUCCAGGAUGUGCUAAGAUUUCCCAGGAUUCCUGGAUUUCCUAAUCCGAAGAGUAAUAGAGAAUGUCAGAUCCCGGCUUUUGUAAAGAUUCCGGUACAGGAAGCGAUGAAACAGCUUAAGGAAGGCUUGCAGAGCAUCGACUACGCCGUGCGACUGGGUCAAUUCUCCCUCGAGACGCUCCGAUUCGGCGUAAAACUGGAGAAAGAGCACAAAAAGCUGGUCAAAGAUUACUUGGAAGGCGUCCGAACGCUGGGGAGUGAGAAUGACGUGGACUACGGCUCUCUCCUAAUGACGAUCCUGUGCAGCACGGAAAUGUUGCUGCAUUUCGAAGACGUGAUGCCAUCCGUGGACAAAUUCGUCCGAUCCGCAAUUUUGACCCAUCUCGGGAAAAUUAACUGGGGAACGGCAGAAGUGCUGGGAAUUGUGAAACGGAUGGAGACCGAUGCUCAUAUUUUAUCCAUGAGAACUACCUUCAAACUGAGAGAACUCAAGAAUCGGUACAGGCAAGAGUAUGGGGGCAACAUUUAGGUUUUUUUAAGAGAUAUUAAAUUCUAUCCAAAAUUCAGAAAGCUUACGCUAAAAAAAUCAUUUUGUAAAUAAAGUAUGUAGUUUGAGAUAAUAAAGAAAGUAUGUCAUAAUUAAAAAAAAGU
Messenger RNA from Folsomia candida, 4427 nucleotides. RefSeq lists its product as uncharacterized. NCBI's taxonomy places the organism in Eukaryota, Metazoa, Arthropoda, Collembola, Entomobryomorpha, Isotomidae. The record is from RefSeq and is a predicted model, not a curated record. The transcript has 6 exons. Bases 1750 to 4305 code for a protein of 851 amino acids.